Molecule: messenger RNA, 1476 nt
Organism: Ramularia collo-cygni
Lineage: Eukaryota; Fungi; Ascomycota; Dothideomycetes; Mycosphaerellales; Mycosphaerellaceae
Product: probable Centromere/microtubule-binding protein cbf5
Exons: 2
Coding region: 1-1476 (491 amino acids)
Biological process (GO): mRNA pseudouridine synthesis; snRNA pseudouridine synthesis; rRNA pseudouridine synthesis
Cellular component (GO): box H/ACA snoRNP complex
Molecular function (GO): RNA binding; pseudouridine synthase activity
Source: RefSeq, a predicted model, not a curated record
AUGGCCGCACUCGUCAAAAAGCAGAAGGUCGAGGAGGAGGACCAGCAAAUCAUCAAGCCCGAGCACAUUACCCCCAGCGUCGACACAAGCGACUGGCCACUGUUGUUGAAGAACUGGGAUCAACUCCUCGUCCGCACUGGUMACUUCACCCCGAUCCCAUCCGGAUGCACCCCUCUCAAGCGCGACCUCAAGUCGUACGUCUCGUCUGGUGUCAUCAACCUCGACAAGCCCUCCAACCCCUCCUCGCACGAAGUCGUCGCCUGGCUCAAGCGCAUCUUGCGCGUGGACCGUACCGGCCACUCCGGCACUCUCGAUCCCAAGGUCACUGGAUGUCUGAUUGUCUGCAUUGACCGCGCCACACGUCUCGUCAAGAGCCAGCAGGGUGCUGGUAAGGAGUAUGUCUGUGUGCUCCGUCUGCACGACAAGCUGCCCGGCGGCGAGUCGCAGCUAGCACGUGCCCUCGAGACACUCACCGGUGCUCUCUUCCAGCGUCCUCCGCUCAUCUCCGCCGUCAAGCGCCAGCUCCGUAUUCGUACUAUCCACGAGAGCAAGCUGCUAGAGUUUGACAACGACCGCCAAUUGGCUGUCUUCUGGGUAUCCUGUGAAGCCGGUACCUACAUCCGAACUUUGUGUGUCCACUUGGGUCUCCUCCUCGGUGUGGGAGGUCACAUGCAGGAGCUGCGUCGUGUACGAUCUGGAGCAAUGGACGAGAAGAGCGGCAUGGUCACCCUUCACGACUGCCUCGAUGCGCAGUGGCUAUACGACAACCAGCGCGACGAGUCCUACCUUCGCACUGUUAUCAAGCCAUUGGAGACAUUGCUCACCACUUACAAGCGUAUCGUCGUCAAGGAUAGCGCUGUCAACGCGGUCUGCUACGGUGCCAAACUCAUGAUUCCCGGUCUGCUCCGCUACGAGGCUGGAAUUGAGGUUCACGAGGAGGUUGUCUUGAUCACCACCAAGGGUGAGGCCAUUGCUUUGGCUAUUGCACAGAUGAGCACCGUUGAGCUCUCAUCAUGCGACCACGGAGUCGUCGCCAAGGUCAAGCGCUGCAUUAUGGAGCGCGAUCUAUACCCAAGAAGAUGGGGAAUGGGACCCAUUGCGACCGAGAAGAAAAAGAUGAAGGAGAGUGGUAAGCUUGACAAGUAUGGCCGCACCAACGAGGCAACACCAUCCGCAUGGAAGAAGGAGUACAAGGACUUCAACGACCCCGAAGGCGUCAACGGCACAAACGCUCGCAAAGAGUGGAGUGAGCAACAGGCAGGCGAGGGCGCUGUUGUCAAGGAAGAGGCUACCAAGAAGGAGGACGUCGAGAUGGCCGAGUCAUCUGCACCAGUCAAGGAGGAGAAGAAGCGCAAGCAUGAGGGCGAGACACCCGAGGAGAAGGCCGAGCGGAAAGCGAAGAAGGCUGCGAAGAAGGCCAAGAAAAAGUCCAGGGAGUCGGCGGUCACUGCAAACGAUAGCGACGACAGUGAUUAA